AUGCCUUUUUCGAACGACGUGUCGCUAAACCCGCUCUACUCGCCAGAGCACGACCUCAGUGCCCAACCGCACGGGUGUGUGACGCCAACCACAUUUCGUGAAACCCAAAUCGCUGAUCAACCAUUACGACAAAAGGGCUUAACGGACCCCAUGGCCACCAAGACAAAGAGACGCAUGUUCUCGACCCCUUCGCUGCGGAGCUCAGCCACAGCAUCUUCAGCUGCUGCUGUGUCUGCUGCCUUCCGUCUGAAAUCGAAUUUGUCCACUGCCACGAAACUUCCGAUUGCGCGACAACGUCCGACAGCGAUCCGUGCGGGGACUGCGAUCGAUGAUGGCAAUCGCGUUCAUGAGCAUUGCACUGUUUCUUCACUCUCGAGGUCACAUACCCUGCCGGUGUCGUCUGGGAAACAUGAGCAAGCGAAGACGGCAUCUCAACGGUUUGCCAUGUCGUCGAUCAUGCGACUUCGGACCGUGUCCAAGGACAAAGGGCAAUCGAGGCUGGUGUCUAAUAGCGCAGUCAAGUCGCUCGACGGUCCAUUGAAACGCUGUACGAGCACACACAGUAGCGACACUAUUGGCGACAGCGAAGAAGAAGCUGAAUACAACGAUGAGUGUACUUCAGCUGGAACUCACAAGUCGGCUAUGACUUCUGCCUCGCGCUUUGUCAGGGGGAUGCCUACGAUGCUGAGACGUGCAGUCACUGCUAACAACACAUCAAAUGAGACCCUGAAGACCCCGAAGACCCCGAUGACCCCGCUCGAUGUCAGCAGUCCCACCACUCCGCAAGAACAGUUGUCAACCGGUGACCCGGAAGACGACCGGCAUUCACUGCUGCUGAUGCUGCAGGUUCCCCAGACGCGAAGAUACUCCCAGAUCCCGCUCAUGGCAGCAAGCGAAAGCUGGUGA
Molecule: messenger RNA, 906 nt
Organism: Peronospora matthiolae
Lineage: Eukaryota; Oomycota; Peronosporomycetes; Peronosporales; Peronosporaceae
Source: the annotation of a GenBank genome assembly